AUGUACGAAAUCGUCCUGGGUGGCUGGAGCAACACCAAGUCAGUGAUCAGGCGAUGUGCCCAGUGUGAUCCAGUAACGCUUUACCAUGGAGCCGUGGUGUCCUGUUCUCAGUACAGACAAUUCUGGACGAGCUGGGUUGAUGGAACAAUUAAGGCAGGAAAGGGUGAGACAGUUGGUCAAGACACGAUCCUUUCUUACACAGAUCCCAGUCCACAUACCAUCAACUACUUUGCUGCUGCUACUGGAUUUGGUUCGUCUGGGGAGUGGAUGUUUGAUAUCUGUGAGUCUACUCUGCAGUUUAAGUUCCUCCAGAACAACUCAACGUAUGACGGAGGCACCACUACUGAUUCCAAGACAGUUCAGUCCAGAAUACAUUGCUCGAUCACCUGUUUCUCCAACAUCUGGUGUCGGGGAUUCAGUCAUGAGUUGUCCACGAACACCUGCAACAUGUUCGAUGAUAUUCCAGCAAAGACAGCCCUCAACUCUGCCACGGGAUGGACUACAUGCAAUAAACAAGAUGUUUCACACGAACGAGGGUCUCCGUCCAUUAUUUUGUCUGCUUGGCAAGACUCAGGCCUGAACCCGCGACAAAUUGGCGCCCGAACAGGGACGGAGUCAAUCAGCCUCGUCAAGGACAGUGACAACGACUUCGUCGGCAUGACCUAUAUCAUCAACAUGACCUACAUCGUCAGCAACAUCGUCAUGGUUCACUGUCUACACAUCUUGUCAACCAACUGA
This is a messenger RNA of Haliotis rubra (blacklip abalone), 738 nucleotides long. RefSeq lists its product as uncharacterized. NCBI's taxonomy places the organism in Eukaryota, Metazoa, Mollusca, Gastropoda, Lepetellida, Haliotidae. The transcript has 3 exons. The record is from RefSeq and is a predicted model, not a curated record. Bases 1 to 738 code for a protein of 245 amino acids.